AUGUGGAUCUUGUGGCUUUUGACGACAGUCUCAGCUCUAUCGCUGGACGUUGACUCUAAGGACUCCAUCUGCGAGGCCACUACACAUAUUAUAAAUGGUAUGAUGGACUACUAUGAAGGAACGAGGUAUGGAGGUACUGUGGGAAUGUUCCAGACACCAUAUUACUGGUGGCAGGCGGGUGAAGCAUUUGGAGGAAUGAUCGAAAACUGGUUCAUGUGUGACAACAACACGUACGAAGAGAUCAUUUAUGAUGCUCUACUGCACCAAACAGGUGACAACUUUAACUAUAUCCCUGCCAAUCAAUCCACCACUGAAGGAAAUGAUGAUCAGGGUUUCUGGGGAUUUGCAGCAAUGGGUGCCGCUGAGAGAAACUUUACUGAUCCCCCAGAAGAUUAUCCAAGUUGGGUUGCGCUGACUCAAGCAGUCUACAACACAAUGUGGGCUCGUUGGGAUAAUGCCACCUGUUCUGGAGGUUUACGUUGGCAAAUUUUCACGUGGAAUUCAGGCUACGAUUACAAGAAUACUAUCAGUAAUGGGUGUCUUUUGCACAUUGCCGCGCGUCUGGCCAGGUUUACUCAAAAUGAGACUUAUGGCGAGACGGCGGAACAAGUCUGGCAAUGGCUAGAUGAUGUUGGGUUUAUCAACGACCAAGGUGGAACAUAUCUUAUCUACGAUGGUGCGAAUAUCGUAAGUGGAGAGUGUACUGAUAUUACAACUAUCGAGUGGACCUAUAACUACGGUGUCUUAAUGGCUGGCUGUGCUUAUAUGUACGAUUUCACCCAUGAUGAAGUGUGGCUAACUCGAACGACCACGUUGCUUUCUUCAAUAUCCAUUUUCCUGAAUGACAAUGUCAUUUAUGAACAACAAUGCCAGGCUGCUAUGAAUUGUAACAACGAUCAGCGGUCUUUCAAGAGUAUUUUCAGUCGAUGCUUGGGCUACACGGCCAAGCUAGUACCCUCUUUGACCGACCAAAUAAUGACAAUCCUGACAGCUUCGGCUGAAGGGGCUGCCAAAUCGUGUUCUGGUGGUACUGAUGGAGUUACCUGUGGUCUCAAUUGGAAUAUAGGUGCUUAUGAUAACAUGUAUGGGCUAGGUGAGCAGAUGAGUGCUUUGGAGGUAAUUACACAGUUAUUGGUGCUUGAUUCCCCGGCUCCUUACUCGCAGAACGAGUCGUCGUCUAAGAGUGACCCUGAAGCUGGAAUAGGGUCUUCCACCCGAAUUAAUAUGAAUGAUUUGGACAUCACAGGAAAGGAUAAAGCUGGUGCUGCUAUCUUGACAGUGUUGGUACUCGGCGUUUUCAUUGGAGGUCUGGUAUGGAUAGUGCUCUAG
This is a messenger RNA of Komagataella phaffii GS115, 1329 nucleotides long. Its product is annotated as Putative mannosidase, essential glycosylphosphatidylinositol (GPI)-anchored membrane protein. Gene Ontology annotation, molecular function: mannan endo-1,6-alpha-mannosidase activity. Bases 1 to 1329 code for a protein of 442 amino acids. NCBI's taxonomy places the organism in Eukaryota, Fungi, Ascomycota, Pichiomycetes, Pichiales, Pichiaceae. Gene Ontology annotation, biological process: budding cell bud growth; fungal-type cell wall biogenesis; carbohydrate catabolic process. The record is from RefSeq and is a predicted model, not a curated record. The transcript has a single exon.